Lemur catta (Ring-tailed lemur) is the source of this 1682-nucleotide messenger RNA. It is a transcript of the gene IFNGR1, whose product is annotated as interferon gamma receptor 1. The transcript is spliced from 7 exons. The record is from RefSeq and is a predicted model, not a curated record. Lineage: Eukaryota; Metazoa; Chordata; Mammalia; Primates; Lemuridae. Gene Ontology annotation, biological process: type II interferon-mediated signaling pathway. The coding region runs from base 73 to 1509 and encodes 478 amino acids. Gene Ontology annotation, cellular component: membrane. Gene Ontology annotation, molecular function: cytokine binding; cytokine receptor activity.
UGAGGGUAGAGUGCCGCGGCAGGCGACGCCCGCGGUCGCUCCGGGCCGGGGUUGGCGUCGGUCGGGGGCAACAUGGCUGCUCUCUUCGUUCUCCUAACCCUUCUCAUGCAAGCUGUGAGCAGGGCUGAGAGGGUCGCCUCGGAUGCGGAACCGUCCUCUGUGCCUAUACCAACCAAUGUUACAAUUCAGUCCUAUAACAUGAACCCUAUCCUCUACUGGGAGUACCAGACCAUGCCACAGACCCCUGUUUUUACUACACAGGUAAAGAACUAUCGGGAUGCAGAAUGGGUUGAUGCUUGCGUCAAUAUUUCUCAUCAUUAUUGUAAUAUUUUUCACUACACUGAUGAUCCAUCAAGUUCUCUCUGGGCCAGAGUUAAAGCUAGGGUUGGACAAAAAGAAUCUGCCUAUGCAAGAUCAAAAGAAUUUAUUUUGUGCCAACAUGGAAAAAUUGGACCACCUAAACUGGCUAUCAGAAGGAAGGAAAACCAAAUCGUUAUUGACAUAUUUCACCCUUUAAUUAUUGUAAAUGGAGAAGAACAGGGAGCCAUGUAUGAUGACGAAAAUACCUGUUACACAUUCAUGUACAAUGCAUAUGUGACAGUGAAUGGAAGUGAGAUCCUAGAUAAAAUAAAUUUGCAGACAGGAGAUGAUUGCAACGAGACGCAGUGCCAGUUAAGUAUUCCAGCGACCUCAGUGAAUUCUCGGUACUGUGUUUCAGCAGAAGGAAUUUCAGACACAUGGGGUGUUACAACAGAAAGGUCAAAAGAAGUUUGUAUUACCAUUUUCAGUAACAGCAUAAAAGAUUCUGUUUGGAUUCCAGUUUUUGCUGUUUUCCUACUCUUUCUAGUACUUAUCCUGGUAUUUGUCUAUUGUCAUAUUAAGAAGAUUAAUCCAUUUAGGAGAAAAAACAUAAUGUUGCCCAAGUCCUUGCUUUCUGUGGUAAGAAGUGCUACUUCAGAGACAAAACCUGAAUCAAAAUAUGUAUCGGUCAUCACAUCGUACCAGCCAUUUGUUCCAGAAAAGGAGAACGUGAUCUGUGAAGAGCAGUUGUCUUCAGCAACAAUUCCAGGCAUGCAAACUGAGGACAAGCCAGGAGAAGCAGAACAUAAAGAAGAACUUUCCGUUAAAACAGAAUUGUUGACUACUGAAGAAAAUAUUUCUGACACAGCCCCUGGCAGCCUCCCAACUCCAAUAAAGCGGGAGAAUUCUUUGCCUUCAAGUAGUAACCAGUCUGAACCCUGCAGUGUCGUUUUAAACUCAUAUCACUCCAGAAAUGGUUCUGAUAGUGGUCAUGUGGAGUCAGGUAGCUGCUUAUCUGACUCAGAAUUCCCCCCAAAUAAUCAAACUGAAAUAAAGACAGAAGAACAAGAGUCCACGAUGCUAAGAAAAGCCCCCAUCUCUUUCGGUUAUGAUAAACCGCACGUAUUAGUGGAGCUGCUUGCAGAUGAUGGUGGUAAAGACUCCUUGAUUGGUUAUAGACUUACAGCAGAUUCUAAAGAAUUUUCUUGACGUCAACCAACUGUGGAGGAUCCAAUUUUCCUGGAAAGUUUUUCUGUUUUGAUUUCAUGAAAAGAUCAUGAUCUCAGAAAUUGUAUCUUAGUUGACAUUAACACAUUAACUGCCAUGUGAGUUGUAUUUAACUCACACUAGUUUUGAGCCCGGGGCCUAGCAAGCAUAUGUAA